AUGAAGAUCAACAACAAGUACACCACUACCCCCAGGCACGAAGAAUACUACGUCAAGGGUGCUACUGGGGGUAAGGACCCUAACGGCGAGAUUCCCGCGCGUCGGAACAUUCAUGAUUUGUACAAAAGCUAUCCAAAUCAGUGGCAAUUGUACCUCCUUGCGCUGAGGAAGUGGUAUGACCAGCCGGCCGACCAGCUCAAGUCGUACUUCCAGAUUGCGGGUAUCCACGGCAUGCCAUACCGGCCAUGGAACGAGGACCCGACGCAGAAAAUUGGAUCGGGCCAGACCAUUGGGUAUUGCACCCAUACAACGGUUUUGUUCCCGAGCUGGCACCGGCCGUACCUGGUAUUGUAUGAGCAACGCAUGCAGGAAGUCAUGAGAGAAUCAAUCCUCCCUGGUAUUCCCGCGUCGGAGCGAGACAAGUGGGAGAAGGAAAUUGACCUGUUCCGUAUUCCGUACUGGGACUGGGCCAAGCCUACUCCGCCGGUUGGCGGCAUGUCCAAAGAAGAAGAAAGAAAAGUUGCCCAGGCGUGGCUCCCACCAAGCAGCUGGAAACAGACAGUCGACAUCACUAUUCCCGGCCACCAGGGAAGCAUCGACAAUCCCCUUUACACCUUCGUGGUUCCUGGCGGGAAAAGGAUGGCCGACUAUGGAGUGGGUAACAUUAAAACUGAUGACCCUGACUUUGUUCCGUAUGGCGAAAGUGCAGGGUUGAGCCGGUGCCCGGAAUACAAGUACUUCAACCGGGUCACAUACGACGACCCUGACGACGGAUACGAUGGCCCUCAGUUUACUGCACAGGGCGAGGAAACUAAAGAGUACAAAGAAUCCCAGCAGUACAAAAAGGAGCACCAGGACUACCUCACUAAAUAUCUCGCAACUCUUGAUCCUAAGAGGGAAGUCAAGGACACUGCGGACUGGCCCAAGAAAUGGAGAGACGGGGAGAUCCGUAACGAGAUGGUCUACACCUAUUUUCAGACCUUGCCAUGGGCAACGUUGCUUCCGCCAACUAAUAAAAAGGAAGACCAGGAGAAGUUUACAAAAUUCAAUAAGAAUCACCGAGCCGCCGAGAACAUCUACCGCUUGUUUUCCUAUACAGCGAAUUAUGACAACUUUGCCACUGCCGGCGGCAUUCCAGACAUUAGCGGUGGGAAGCUGCCCGAGGGCCAGUGGUACCAGAGUCUGGAGCAGAUUCAUAACAGUGUACACUGGUGGGUUGGCGGCGUAAACAACGGACACAUGGCCCAGGUGCCUGUGGCCUCCUUUGACCCGUUCUUUUGGCUGCAUCACGCCAACAUUGAACGGUUCUACUGCUUGUGGCAGUUCUUGCACCCGGAGGAGUGGUUCGUGAAACGACAUGAACCCAUGGCUGACACAACUGGAGCUCUUAUCGAUGAGCAAGGAAAUCAUGUCCAGGACAAGGAAAAGGCCGCCAAGAGAUGGAUCGGUCCAGAAACGGAGCUGCACCCAUUCAAGAAGGACGCAACUACGUACUUGACCUCGGAUCUUGUGCGACACCACAACAAUUUUAACUACACCUACCCCGAACUGCAGAAGAGAGGGCGCAGCGAUGGGCAGAUCAAACAGGACGUUUGGGCCGAAAUUAACGAAACCUACUCCCCCUACCGGAAGGAGCUCCUGGGCAACGACCGUGAUGAAGACAUGGAAGUCGUGGUUAAUAUUGAAUACAACAAGUACCUCUUCCAUGGCAAACCAUACGCCAUCAAACUGUACCUCAUGCGUGGCGACAAGAAGGAUCCAUCCAAUGAGGAGAUUUCCGAGAUGUUCAAUUUUAGUGCGCCUGGCGUCGUGGCCGGAAAGGUUGUCUGCUCCAACUGCGUCAGACAGGAGCAGUCUGAGAUGAAGUGUCGCGCCCAGAUGACGAUCACCCAUCUUAAACCCUAUUUCCAGAUGAUCGAUCCCCGACUAAACAUCAACGACGGAAAGGCAAUUGAAACAUUCCUGAAGAAGCGCCUCUAUUCUAUUAUCUGGGCUACAUCUGGCCGUCCCCUAGGAUGCCAGCUUGGCGAUAACAGCGAGAAAGAUCCCAUCCGCAUUUCCGUGGCAGCCACUACGGCCACUUAUAACAAGGAUCCCACCAAACAGACCACGUUCAAUCCUUUCAAGACAUUCGAGUCGCUCGCGGGUUCCAUCGCCGAUCUAUUGGUCGUCCCUCCCGGUGCUCUUAUCUUGUCUGUGACUGGCAGCGCCAUUGGCGUGUUGAAUGCUUCCGGUGAGGUAGUGGACUUUACUGGCAAAAUUGUGAGCAAAUCUCUGGGAGACCUCACGGGCAUUGUGAACAAGGACUUUGGUGAUAUGGUGGAAGCUUUUGGUGGUUCCUUGACCACCCUGGCUACCGGCGUCACCGGUGGUACUGCUGGAAUCCUUGGAGGUAUAACAAGCGCGGACUCUUCAAAGAAGAACGAUGACAAGGGCUCUGGUGGUCGUGGCGGCGGCAUUUUCGGGGGCGGCGGUUUAUUCUAA
Penicillium argentinense is the source of this 2484-nucleotide messenger RNA. Its product is annotated as tyrosinase family protein. NCBI's taxonomy places the organism in Eukaryota, Fungi, Ascomycota, Eurotiomycetes, Eurotiales, Aspergillaceae. The transcript has 8 exons. The record is from RefSeq and is a predicted model, not a curated record. Gene Ontology annotation, molecular function: oxidoreductase activity. Bases 1 to 2484 code for a protein of 827 amino acids.